Molecule: messenger RNA, 26929 nt
Organism: Symphalangus syndactylus (siamang)
Lineage: Eukaryota; Metazoa; Chordata; Mammalia; Primates; Hylobatidae
Gene: SH3TC2
Product: SH3 domain and tetratricopeptide repeats 2
Biological process (GO): regulation of ERBB signaling pathway; regulation of intracellular protein transport
Molecular function (GO): protein binding
Source: RefSeq, a predicted model, not a curated record
CUUCUGGCCGGUGUUCCCAAGGGCCUCGGCCAGGGUAGAAUGGUACACACAUGGGUGGCUGCUUCUGCAUCCCCAGGGAGCGGAGUCUGACCCGGGGCCCAGGUAAAGAAACUCCUUCCAAGGAUCCAGCUGUAUCGAGUGAGUGUAUAGCCUCAUCUGAAUACAAGGAAAAAUGUUUUCUGCCGCAGAACAUUAAUCCAGACCUGACACUCUCCUUCUGUGUAAAGAGCCGCUCCAGGAGGUGUGUAAAUGGACCCCUACAGGAAGCUGCUCGGAGACGGCUCUGGGCGCUGGAGAAUGAGGACCAGGAGGUGCGCGUGCUGUUUAAGGACCUCUCAGCAAGGUUGGUCAGUGUCCAGUCUCAGAGGGCCCAGUUUCUCAUCACUUUCAAGACCAUGGAGGAAAUCUGGAAGUUCUCCACCUACCUUAAUUUAGGCUACGUAUCCAUGUGUCUGGAACAUCUCCUCUUUGACCACAAGUACUGGCUCAACUGCAUAUUGGUGGAGGAUACAGAGAUCCAAGUGUCUGUAGAUGAUAAACACCUGGAAACAAUAUACCUGGGACUCCUGAUACAGGAAGGCCACUUCUUCUGCAGAGCCCUGUGCUCUGUGACUCCACCAGCCGAGAAGGAAGGGGAAUGCUUGACACUUUGCAAGAAUGAGUUAAUCUCAGUGAAGAUGGCAGAAGCAGGGUCCGAGUUGGAAGGCGUGUCUUUGGUGACAGGUCAGCGGGGCCUGGUACUGGUGUCAACCUUGGAGCCUCUGCCUCUCCCUUUCCACCAGUGGUUCCUAAAGAAUUAUCCAGGAAGCUGUGGCCUUUCCAGGAAGAGGGAUUGGACAGGCUCCUAUCAGAUUGGCAGAGGACGCUGUAAGGCCUUGAAGGGUUAUGAGCCAGGAGAGAAGGAUGAACUGAGUUUCUACCAGGGAGAAAGUAUUGAGAUCAUCGGCUUUGUCAUACCUGGGCUUCAGUGGUUCAUUGGAAAGUCGACGAGUUCAGGACAAGUGGGCUUUGUCCCCACCAGGAACAUAGAUCCUGAUUCUUAUUCCCCAAUGAGCAGGAACUCUGCCUUUCUCAGUGAUGAGGAGAGAUGCUCCCUGUUGGCCCUGGGAAGUGAUAAGCAGACUGAGUGUUCCAGCUUCCUCCACAGUCUUGCUCGCACUGACAUCACAUCUGUCUACCGACUCAGUGGGUUUGAAUCCAUCCAGAAUCCUCCAAAUGAUCUGAGUGCAUCCCAGCCUGAAGGCUUCAAGGAGGUCAGGCCUGGAAGAGCCUGGGAGGAGCAUCAGGCCAUGGGCUCCAGACAGUCCAGCACCUCUGAGGACUCCAGCCUGGAGGAGGAGCUCCUCUCAGCCACUUCAGACAGCUAUCACCUGCCGGAGCCUGAUGACCUUGAUGACCCGGAACUGCUCAUGGACCUAAGCACUGGUCAGGAGGAGGAGGCUGAGAACUUCACCCCCAUAUUGGCUUUUCUGGAUCAUGAGGGUUAUGCUGACCACUUUAAGAGUCUCUAUGACUUCUCCUUCUCUUUCCUCACUUCUUCCUUCUAUAGCUUCUCUGAGGAGGAUGAGUUUGUGGCCUACCUGGAGGCAUCAAGAAAGUGGGCCAAGAAGAGCCACAUGACCUGGGCCCAUGCCCGGCUCUGCUUCCUCCUGGGCCGGCUGAGCCUCAGGAAGGUCAAACUCUCUCAGGCCAGGGUGUACUUUGAGGAGGCCAGACACAUUCUCAAUGGAGCAUUUGAGGACCUAUCCUUGGUGGGUGCUCUGUACAUCAAUUUGGCUGCCAUCUACCUGAAACAGAGGCUGAGACAUAAAGGCUCCACCCUGUUGGAAAAGGCAGGUGCCCUGCUGGCCUGCCUGCCUGACCGUGAGUCUAGUGCCAAGCAUGAACUUGACGUGGUGGCCUACGUGCUGCGCCAGGGGAUUGUGGUGGGCAGCAGCCCACUGGAGGCCAGGGCCUGCUUUCUGGCCAUCCGCUUGCUCCUGAGCCUAGGCCGGCACGAGGAGGUCCUGCCCUUCGCCGAGCGCCUGCAGCUCCUCUCUGGACACCCUCCUGCCUCUGAGGCUGUGGCCAGUGUUUUGAGUUUUCUGUAUGACAAGAAAUAUCUUCCACACCUUGCAGUGGCCUCUGUCCAGCAACAUGGUAUCCAGAGUGCCCAAGGGAUGUCUCUUCCUAUUUGUCAGGUCCACCUGGUCCUCCAGAACACAACCAAGCUCCUUGGCUUUCCUUCCCCAGGCUGGGGUGAAGUUUCUGCCUUGGCCUGCCCAAUGCUCAGACAGGCCCUGGCUGCCUGUGAGGAACUAGAAGACCAGAGCACCCAGAGGGCCCUGUGUCUCAUCCUUUCCAAAGUGUACCUCCAGUACAGGUCUCCUGAUGGUGCCAUCCACUACCUGAGCCAGGCCUUGGUGCUAGGGCAGCUGCUGGGUGAGCAGGAAUCCUUUGAGUCUUCUCUCUGCCUGGCAUGGGCCUAUCUCUUAGCCAGCCAGGCCAAGAAGGCUUUGGACGUGCUUGAGCCACUGCUAUGCUCCCUGAAGGAGACAGAGAGUCUCACUCAAAGGGGAGUCGUCUAUAACCUCCUGGGACUUGCACUCCAAGGUGAAGGCCGGGUGAACAGGGCAGCCAAGAGCUAUCUUCGGGCCUUGAACAGAGCCCAGGAGGUGGGAGACAUGCGUAACCAGGCAGUGGCUAUGGCCAAUCUUGGCCACCUGAGCCUUAAGUCCUGGGCUCAGCAUCCAGCCAGAAACUAUCUCCUGCAGGCUGUACGACUCUAUUGUGAACUUCAGGCCAGCAAGGAGACAGACAUGGAAUUAGUACAGGUGUUUCUCUGGUUGGCCCAAGUUCUGGUGUCUGGACGCCAGCUGACCCAUGGCCUUCUUUGUUAUGAAAUGGCAUUGCUGUUUGGCUUAAGGCAUCGACAUCUAAAGAGUCAGCUUCAGGCCACCAAAUCCCUCUGCCAUUUCUACAGCUCUGUGUCCCCAAAUCCUGAGGCAUGCAUCACCUACCAUGAGCACUGGCUGGCCCUGGCUCAGCAGCUCAGGGACCGGGAGAUGGAAGGGAGGCUGCUGGAGUCCCUGGGGCAGCUUUAUCGGAACCUAAACACCGCCAGGUCCCUCAGGAGGUCACUCACAUGCAUCAAGGAGAGCCUGCGUAUCUUCAUUGACCUGGGGGACAGAGACAAGGCUGCCGAGGCCUGGCUUGGGGCAGGGAGACUCCACUACCUCAUGCGGGAAGACGAGCUGGUGGAGCUGUGCCUGCAGGCAGCCAUCCAGACAGCCCUGAAGUCAGAGGAGCCUUUGCUGGCUCUCAAGCUUUAUGAAGAAGCAGGUGAUGUGUUCUUCAAUGGGAUCCGCCACAGGCAUCAUGCAGUGGAGUACUACCGAGCUGGAGCUGUUCCUUUAGCAAGGAGGUUGAAGGCGGUGAGAACUGAGCUCCGGAUUUUCAACAAGCUGACAGAGCUGCAGAUUAGCCUCGAAGGCUAUGAGAAGGCUUUGGAAUUUGCCACCCUGGCCGCCAGGCUCAGCACAGCCACAGGAGAUCGGAGGCAGGAGCUGGUGGCCUUUCACCGCCUGGCUACAGUGUACUACUCCCUGCAUAUGUAUGAGAUGGCUGAGGACUGCUACCUGAAGACCCUGUCCCUCUGCCCACCCCGGCUGCAGAGUCCCAAGGAGGCCCUGUACUAUGCCAAGGUGUAUUAUCGCCUGGGCCAACUCACCUUCUGCCAGCUGAAGGAUGCCCAUGAUGCCACUGAGUACUUCCUUCUGGCCCUGGCAGCAGCGGUCCUGCUGGGUGACGAAGAGCUUCAGGACACCAUUAGGAGCAGGCUGGACAACAUCUGCCAGAGCCCCCUGUGGCACAGCAGGCCCUCCGGGUGCUCCUCAGAGAGGGCGCGGUGGCUGAGUGGCGGUGGCCUGGCCCUCUGAGGAAAGCUGUCCUGUCUCUGGACAUUUGGCAUGGCCAGACUCUGACCCCACUGCCCUAGGCUCUUAAAUACUCAUUGGGAGGGUCCGAGUCAUUACCUGGCUUAGUCCCCUCAUUUUACAACAAGAAGAAUGAAGUCCAGAAGGAGAGGGGCUCAUUGCAGGCCACAGAAAGAUUUGAUGGUGCAACGAUGAGAAUUCCUGGUUCCAGGCUUUGCAUCUGGAGCCUUUACCAGUUGACCAUUGCCUUCCACACAAACAGCCUCUGAAAAGCACUUUCUCCAUACAUAAUUCUGGAGAAGAUGAGGAAUCUUGCCCUCCAGGAACCUUCCUUCCUCCUGCAGUGAGGAAAUCAGUCACUGCACUGGUGCAAAGACAAGCAGAUUGGAAUUUGUGCUCUUCACCGAUUUUCUCAGGGAAAGACCCCUUCCCCUUGCCAGCAGAGGAGCCUGUAGUUUUUCCAUUUCUUUCUUCAGAACCAAAGUAUGUAUCACUUCUCAUGCUCACAGGGAUUGACAGGAGAGAAUUCACCAGGAUCUUAGCUCAAAAGACACAGCCUCAGAAAGGCCAGAUGGAUUGCGCGAAACCUGACUUGGAUUCACCGUCUUUGUCCUGCCAUAAGGCUGUGCUACCAUAUAACCUCCCAGAAGCUCCAGGGAAGCUUUCCAAGAACCAAGGCUUGAAAAUUGAAUGUUAAGAAAAUUAUGACAUAAAUUACAUAUAAAUAGUGUAUAUGAUUAAAUAUUGUCCAGUUACAUUUACACACACAUUUUAUCUCAUCCACAAUGGGGACAGAUGAGAUGGAGGACUUGAAGGAUGGGUGAGAAUACCAAUACAUGUCAUUUUUUUUUUUUGAGACAGCAUCUCCUCUGUUGCCCAGGCUGGAGUUCAGUGGUACAGUCAGGGCUUACUGCAACCUCAGAUCCCGGGGCUCAAAUGAUCAUCCAGUGUCAACCUCCUGAGUAGCUGGAACUACAGGCAUGUGCCACCACACCCAACUACAAGGCAUCUUAUUGAUUUCAGGGCAACUGCUUUACAAAGCAUCUCUAUUAAUGACCUAUCACUGCAGAGCACACUGAGUGGCCUAAAACACUUAUAGUCUCAUGGUUUCUGAAGGGCAGGAAUCCAAGCAUGACUUAGCUGAGCCCUCUGGCUUAGGGUGGUUAACAGGCUGCAAUCAGCCAGGGCUGCAGUUAUUUCAACUUCAACUAGAGAAGGAUGGGCUUCUAAGCUCACCCACACAGUUGUUGUUAGGAGUCAGUUUUUUGCUAGCUGUUGGCCAGAGGCUUCCUGCAGCCACUUGCCACAUGGGCCUCUCCACAGGGCAGUCACAACAUGGUACCAUUGCUUCACUAGAGGGAGCAAACAAAAGGAGCAAGAACCAGAGUGAGCAAGAGAAAAGGGAGUCACUCUCUUUCUGUAACCUAGUCACAGAAGUGACAUCUCCUUAGUCUUGCCUAUUCAAUUCAUAAUGUGAGUCACUAGGUCCAGCUCCCACAAGAGGCGGGUGUUUACCAGCAGCUUGAAUACCAGACGGUGAGGAAUCACUGGGGAUCAUUUCAGAAGUGACCUACCACAGUAUCUGAGUUCUUUGAUAAUAAAAUCAGGAAUUCUCUAAUUUCAGCAAACUGAAAAUAUGGUCCACUAACCGGCAGCAUCAGCAUCACCUGUGAGAUUGUUUGAAAUGAAAAUCUGCGGCCCCACCUAUGAUCUCUGAAUCAGAAUCUCUGGAUCCCAGAACCCUGACUCGUCCAAGCUUUCCUGGUGAUUUUAAUGCACCCUAAAGUAUGGGAAGCACCACUGCAGGGCAAAAGCCCUCAGAUAGUGUGCAUAACUAUUACCUGGUGAGGUUGUUGAACAUGAACUUCUUGGUUUCUAUCUCUAAUAAUUCUGAUUCAGUAGAUCUGGGAUGUAUCCCAGGAACAUGCAUUUUUAGAAAGAACUGAAGCAAGCCUGAUGCAGGUGGUUCACCCUUGCUCCUUGUGUGAAUCACAAGGAUACCAGCCAUAAUUCCCUGCGUCUGAUGCCCAUCAGCUUAGCUUUUAUUAUCAGACCAUCUGCUCUUAAUUUCUAGCUUCUUGGGCUAAUCAGAUGAUUGGUUGUUUGGCAGGGUGAGAUGGGAGUGGUGAGUUGAGCCGCCAUUGCAUCUUCUAGUCAUCAAGGUUGUCUAGCAUUGGCACAUAUUUUCUCUUAGAGAUGUGGUUGGUUGUCAAAAGGCUGUCUACUCUAGAGAGUAUUCUCCAGGAAGGAGAAGCUUCCAAUUGUCUAAUUAGUAAAGUUAUCCAAUCCACUAUCAUGCAGAAUAGAUGCGGUUUUGCCCCCACCACAAGCUGUAAAAGCCCCAAGCUGGGAGGGAUGUUGUGGUUGAGGGUAUUCAGUCUAAUCUCCCAUGCAUAGACCUUUCAACAACAUUCCUGGGAGACAGUCAGGGGCACACACAUUCCAGAACAGUUACAUAUCGUGUAUAUGAAGAAGGUUCACACAGUCCUGGAAACCAUGCCACUGGCCAUUCCCCAUCUGACUCAGGUUACAUAUCCCCUCCCUUUUCCCGCUGACCAUUCACUCUCCUCUGGCCAGAUUUCUUUCUGUUUCUCUGAAAGAGCGGUUCCCAUAACUGCCCAAGGCUUUUGAUAUUGGCCGGUGGGUGAAGAGAACAGAGGGAUGUUACUAUACUUAAUUUGAUUCUUCCUCUCCCCAGCAGCCACAUCUGUCCUUGGCUUCCAUUGAGCUUUAUAAUCAAUUGAAACUUCUGUGUCUUCUGACUUGAAUUUCUGUUUGGACAGAUCUUUCUCAAUUGCUGGAAAUAUGCGUAUGCAUUUGCAUAUGCAUACACAUACACACACAUAUGUGAAGAGCAUUGUUUCUAUCCAUGUUACAUUUCAUUGGAAAUUUUAGCUAAAAUUUCCCAGUUCUGUGCACUUUGAUUUACCUCUAAAUCUGAUGAAUUUACCUGUAACCAGGUCAGUUAUAAAAAUGUUUAGCAUGUUUCCAAAGACAAGGGUAAGACUAUUUUUUUAAAAUAAGAAAAACAUUGUGCUAUAUAAUUGCAAUUACUACAUUCUAUAUGUAAAUCGCUUGCUAAAACUCUUUUAAAAAGUGUUUAAAAAUUUCAUUUUUAAAAUGUGGGCCAACUAUUCCCUUUGGAAACAUGUUGAUGCUGUCUUUUUUUCAUGAUCCACAGAGAGUAAAGUGGUGAUUGGAUCUGGUCUCUACUUAAACAUUUAAAAAAAUAAGUGUAUCAUAGCCAAACAUGAUCUAGUUACCCUCUUUAUUCUAAUUGUUCCCUCAAAUCUUGUAUGGGCUGUGUGGCUGCUGGCUCCUUACAUCUAAUCUAAAUAAAGAACAAGGAGGGCAUUGCAACAUUGUGGAAAACCUUGUAACAUGUUUUCUCAGCUUUCAGGUAUACUAGUUCCCUGUCCAACAGUAUUAACAUUCUGAAAUCUAAUAUUGCUUUUGUCCUUUUCUUAUUUGCUUUUCCAUUAUUUUAAGAUGCUUUUAUAUUGUGCGUGUGUAUAUAUAUGUAUGUGUGUGUGUGUUCAUUUUCUUCCUCUUUGUAAAUAUAAUGCACCCCAUUUGGCAGAAGUUUAUUUGAGAAAGGGAAUAUGCAGGAAUGGAGGGUGUUAGGGUGAGGGAUCAGGAAGCCUGUCACUAAAGGGAACCUGUGUUUUGGUCUUGAUUUUGAUAUUAAAUUGCAGUGCGACCUUGGGCAAGUCACUUAACCUCUACACAUCUCAGAUAUUUGUCCUCUGAUAAAAGAACCUCACCUCUGGGUUUUUCAGCAGUGCUAUUUUUAUACUGUAUGAACAGGAUAAGAAAUAGUAUUGGAGAGAUGAAAUAAUAUAUUUUUAUAGCCCAAUUAUAUUCUCUUAUUUUUACAGGUGAGUAAACUGAGGAACAGAAGGGUAACUUCCUCCCAGACACAUUGGUAGUUAGUGGCAAAGACAGUGGUACUUGAGGCAGGGGUCUCAUGACUCAAGGACUUAGUUGCACAAAUGACAGGAUUUCUGCUGUUCAGGGCUUCCUUCACAGUUGUAUGUAUAUAUGUACACGUGUGUGUAUGUAUGCAUGCAUUUAUCACGAUAUGCACCAAAGAGCCUUUACAAAACAUUUUCUAAAUUGAUUUACUUCUUUUACUCAUAUUAACUUAUUUUUGUAAAGGAUGACCAGUCUAUAUAGAAGAAAAACUUGUAUUGUUUUCCAUAAACCGAAUUCUGUAAAUAAUGGCAAAUACAAUGAAAAUAAAACAAUGCAUUAACUUCAAGCUAGGUCCUGUUGCUCUUUGCAAGCACCCAGCCUAGGCCUUAUCUGGCAUUGUUUGAAAACAGAGAGAUUAAUAAGUGGCAGAGAGUGUAGAUGACAGACUAGCAAUAACCACUUUUUCCUUGCACACUCAGAGAAAUGGAGUAAGCAGGGAAGAGGACUGAGCUUCUUCCGAUGAGGGUCAGUGUCAUUCAAUGCCAGGUUUGGGCACACAUUUCAGGGAAGUGGGGAUUCAGCUGGGUGACAGGAAAGGGGCGAAUUAUAUAUUAUGUAAUAUGAUUCAGUAUCAGAAGCAUUGUGAUUGGAGUUAAUUACAGGAUGUUACGGGCACUGAGGGGAAGGGAUUUUACCCAGACAGGGUUAUGGGCAUCAGGAAGGGCUUUCUGGAGGAUGUGAUAUCCAAACUGAGUUCUGAAAGGGAGACUUACUUGAUUCUAACUGCAGACCAGCAGGUUGGUAUUGACAGACAGUGCAUGUGUCAAGCAAAGGUCCAGAGGGUGGACAGGGGUUGAUGUUUUCUGAGAACAGCUCACUGUGAGUGCAGUGAGGCUGGAACAGAUUCAGGGAAGCAAAGAGGGUUUGGAUUCUACCUGGAGGUUGAGGGAAGGGUAUAGAAGGAUUAUAAGCAGUUGAAGGAAACAUGGUCAGAUUUGUGCUUUAGAAAGAUGAUUCUAGAAGCAGCAUGAGACUAGAUUAGGCAGCAGUGGAGAAGGUAGAAAACACAUUAGGACUUGGCUAUUGCAACAAAACACUCCAGCCUUGAUUCAGAUUAUCGCCGGUUUUCCCCACUAAUGUUCUCCUUCUGAUCCCACAUUGGAUUUAGUUGCCAUAUUUCCCUAUGCAUCUCUGGUCUAUGACAGUUUCUGCCUUGCCUUGUUUUUCAUGACCUUGUCAGUUUUGGUCUCUUUUCCUCUUUUAAUUGCUGCCAUUGAGAUGCGUGGACAAGGGGCAAAGAAGGAAGAAAUUCAAGGGAAUGGGCUCUGCACUCACUCAGGUGACAGCUCAGGUGGGAGCAAUGGAAUGUGUUUUGGAGUUGGACAUACUCGGGUUAGAAUCUGUUUCUUACUAGCUAUGUGACCUUCUGCAAAUUAAUUAACUUCCCUGAGCCCAGGGCUAUCAGAAUUAUAUCAGACUUAUUUAUGUCAUAGACAAGGAAAUGGCUAAAGGAAAUCCAUCUUUGGGGGCAUAUAAGCCUUGACAUUGAGAAGUGCAGCCAAACCUAGAGGUGUGGCCGGGCACCCUGGUCCUGCAUUCAGGGACACUUGGGUCUGAAGCUCUUUCUCCUUUUCAUCACGGAGUGACCUGAGCAACUUACUUUGCCUCUUUAAGCUUCAAUUAUUCCUCUGCUCAGACUUUUAAUUGAGACGAGAUGUAUGGAUGGCUUGGUAUGAAUAUCAAUUGAUGGUAGCUGUCACAAUGAAGCAGAACUGAGUAGAUUCUUAAUAAGCACAUCUAUUCCUGGGCCCAACACCGUUAAGUGGGAGGGCGUGUAUGUUAGGGGUGGUCUUUGCUACUGGGCCUUUCACUUGGUGGUCUUCCCUCUUUGGUGGGACAGCAUAUAUUUCCUGAUACGUACCCCCUCACUCUCCCAACUCUGUCUGAUUAUUCUAGAACUCAGGGGACUUGAGGAUGGAGGCUGCUGGAAGUGCUGGCUCUGGGAAUGUGCACUUUGUUCACCCUCCUCUAAGGGGUGUCUUCUCCCCAAAGAAGCAGAGACAAGUGACUGCUUAGGGGGUGGAGAUUCUCCCCAGCUGCCAUGGUGCAGGAUCAAGGAUAACAUGUGUUGCCAGGACUGCACAAUGGGGCUGCUUGGCUUGGCUUCCCAGUAGAGACUGAGAGGCAGGUGAGAGGGAAGGAUGCUGUGCUUUCAAAACGAUUUCAAAGGUGAGAACCCAGCUGCCACUUCUAGUGCUGCCUUUGACUUCUUAUCCAGGGCAUCACACUAGCUUGAGGGAUGAGACUCUUUGAGGUGAGUUUCCAGACAGGGUAGGUGAGAGGAUGGUUGAAGUCACGCGGUUAAUGAGAAGACAGGCUAAUCGAUUGCUGUCCUUUUCUGUGAGAAAUCCAGGAGUUCCAGUAGGGGGCAGUGAUGCCUUCCUAAGUAGUAUAUCAUUGGUAAAGAAUGUAUUUAAUAUUAAUAGUUCUGAAUCAGACUAGGGUAGUGGCUUUCAAAUCCUUUGUUGUUGUUGUUGUUGUUGUUGUGGCCCACGGUAAGAAAUGCAUUUUAUAUUGUAUCCUUGUGUGCAUAUGUUUGUGCAUAUGCAACAACGUAGAGAAAUGCACUCUGAUACAUUCUGUUCUGUUCUAUUCUAUUCAUUUUUAAAAACAUUCUAUUCUAUUUAAAAAUAUCAAAUUUAUGACCCACCAAAUGAAUUUCUCAUUCAUUAACCUGUAGUUUAAAAAGUGCUGACCUGGAGGGUGGUCUCUAAAAAAGUGCAGGAGGGCUCUAGCCUUUGUUCUUUUCUAUGUAUUAUUUGAUGGAUACCUUACUUCUUUUUGAGACCAGAGAAUGUGUACAUCUCAAAAUAAAAAUAAUAGUUGAGGUUGACUGUGUUUUAUGCAUUAAGUCCCAUGCAAAACAUUUGUGAUGACUCUCAUGUAAUCACACAACAUUUUGGUGUAGUUACUAUUAUUUUUAUCUCCACUGAGGUUUAGAGAAUUGAUGUGGCUUGUCUAAGUCCACAGUUAGUGGUGAUUGAGGUGAGAUUUGAACUCAUGUCCUCUGAUGCUGGAGCUAGGAAAUGAAGCCAUUAUAUUAUAUUGUGUUUCUGUCAGGUAACACAUCUCUGAGAGAAAUGCUAUCACUAAAAUGAUCAUGAAUAGGAGCAUUAGAUUAAAACUUGUUUCAUCAGCCUGAAAUACUGGGCUGAAAUCAACACAAUGAUUCUGGUGUAAUUGAAUCAAUCAAAAUUAGUUACUUUAGAACAGGAUUGGAGAGAACUGACUUUCCAGGAGGCCUUGAAAAAAAAAUACUGGUGUUAUUGUUGACCACAGUCAGGUAACUUAGCCUAGAAAAAAAGAGAGACUGUAUUUCCCAAAUGGAAAAUAGAAGGAGGAACAGAAAGCUUUGACCUAUAGUAGUGAUUGGUCAAAACAAAUUAUAAGAUCUGUAAGUUAUGUUUUGAAGAAGAUUCCAGGUUGGGAGUGAGGUGAAUGAGGGAAACUUGCAAGAGACUCCAGAGCCAAUCAUAGAAGACUAUGGACACCUGAGGAAGGGAAGCAGCCAGGUGGAGUUUCGUGGGUCUCACCCAUCAUAGUACCCGUAGCUCCAAUGGUGGUAGCAGAAGGAAGAUCAUGAACAUGAGAGAAUAGCCUACUUUUGACAUCAUGGAAAAAGCUAUUGGGAACAUCCUUCUCCUCCAAAUAUGUGUUGCAAAACAAAUAGCCUGAGAAGAGCCAGUGUUCAUGUACAGAUGCUUUGUUUCUUAUGCAUAAAUGUUGGUAGUAGCACUUUUUUACUCACUUAGUAUUCAGGAAUGCUUAAUUAUCUACUUCCCUAACCUUCCAUUUUACUGUAUUUUUAUUUAGGGUCACACAUUUUACCAUUAUCUAUGAAAAGGAUUUUGAAAAUAGAUACCUCGCUUCUGUCUUUUAUUUUAACCUUUCAAAUCUAGCGGACCAUAUUUAAACAUGAUCUGUAUGACUCUUAACUACUUGAUCUUCCUUGCAUGGGCCAAAUAUGUGUGAAGGUGACUUUUUUUUGUUAUUGAACUUUCUUGCACAUAGAGAACUUCUGAUGUUUGUUCAUCUGGGGAUAUAUCUGACAUCUACUUCAUAGAGACAUUCAUAGGAAUGCCCCCGAAAUCUUUGAACAUUGUACCAGACAGCAAGCAGUGACAAUGGCUACAUCUGCUUUCCUCCUCAGGGGAGCUGCCGUGGGCUAGGCUGAAAUAACAGCUGCAUGGUAAUCCUGGUGACCAAAAAGCUACUUAUUCAUAAAACAAAACAAAACUAACUUUUGUCUGUUCUAGAACAUGUAGCUUUGGGGCUCUAGUGGGUGGAGGGAAAGGAUAGCAAACAGAAAGAUUACUUGGAGGAUUUUCAUUUCCGGUUGCUUUACAGUCCUAAGAGCUUAUAUAAACUGAUAUUCUGAUCCUCUUCCAAGUCCUGUGGCAUUCUUUUCUUUCUUUCCAAGUUGUGUAAAGUCCAUCUGUCUGUUUCUCUCUCUCUCUCUCUGUCUCUCUCUCUCUCUCUCUCUUAUUUAGGCAAGGUCUCACUCUGUUGCCCAGGCUGGAGUGCAGUGGUGUGGCCAUGGUUCACUGCAGCCUCGGCCUUCUAGACUCAGGUGCUCAGAUGAUCCUCCCACUUAAGCCUCCUGAGUAGCUGGGACUACAGGCAUGUACAACCACACCCAGCUAAUUUUUUUUUGGUAGUUUUUGUAGAGAUGGAUUUUCACCAUGUUGCCCAUGCUAGUCUCAAACUCUUGGGCUCAAAUCAUCCAACCACCUCAGCCUCCCAAAGUGCUGGGCUAACAGGUGUGAGCCACGGCGCCCAGCCAGUUUGUCUCUUUUUUCUUUUUCCUCAUGUCCUUAGCAUCUCCCUUUUGCUUGUACUCAUUUGUCCCUGUACUUUUCCUUCAAAGGACUUAUCAUAGUUUAAAAGUGUAUUUUAUGUGAGUAUGUUUUUUUUUUUUUUAAUAAUUCAUGUGUACCACCUAGAUCAGAAGUUCCAUGAAAACAGGAAUCUUAUUUGGGUCACUCAGCUCUGUAUUUCCAGAGCCCAGCCCAGUGUCUGAUGCAUGGCAGGCUCUCAAUAAAGAUUUGUUGAAUGGGUGAAUAAAAAAAUAAAGGAAUGAAAUGUUGGACUUGGGUUUUGACCUUUACGGAGAAAGUUUUAAAACUAUAAUAUAACUACUUAUUGCUCAUGAGUGAUUGAGAAAUCAGGUAAUAGGGCUUAACCUCUUUGAACUCAUUUCUUCACAUGUGUUACAUGAAUAAUUAUACAAUGCAAUUACUUCUUGCAGGUAGGAGAAAUGAAGAGAAGUCAAUGAUAUAAUAAGAGUAUAACCUUUAGUACAGUGUUUGAGGUAUAAGUGCAGCAGGUAUUCAGCAAAAGUUUAUUGAGAAUAAUAAGCAUAAUUUUUGUUCGUUUGGAAUAAGUUGCUAUAGAUGUGGUAGGUCUUUUCUUAAUUUUCAAACAGAUAGUAGUUUGACCAGGGAUAAUCAUGGUCUUUUACUGAAGCUGUAAUGAUCACUGUGCUAAGUAAUUUACCCACAGUAUAGGAUUUGAUCCUCCAAAUGAUCCUCCAAAGAAGGUGACCUUAUCGCCCCUUUUCGGGUGAUGGAAUCAAGGUUUAAAGUACUUCAGAUGUUUGCAGAGAUUCACAACCAGUUUUGUCUGACCUGAAAAAUCAGUGCUUUACAUAAUUAUGUAAUUCUUGUUACACGUUUUCUCUUUCAGAACUUAGGAUCUUCAAGAUAAAUAUUUCUCUUUUGAACAUUUGAAUGUUUCCUUUGUCUUAAGGAGGAGGGAUGAUAGAAAAUCUAGGGGGCAGGGACCUUGGCUUAUAUAAGCCUUAUUGCACCAAAUACCACAGGAAAUCCCUUCAGUGAUGAAUGUUCUAUGGAAUAAAGAGCCAGGGGUUAGGCAGUACCUUUGAGGUAUUUUGAGGCCUGAGUGGUUCAGAGUAUUGUUUCAGAAUCCCAAGUCUCUUUCCUUGGGAAAUCAUAAGUUCAUGGUAUUGUGGGAUGUGGAUAAAAAGUUCAUCCUUGCCCUUGAGUAUCUGUCAGUCUGUUUGGGGGAGAUUGGAUGCAUAUAUGCAAAGCACUAGGAAGAAAAGUCUGAGUUUAGCUCCUUUGGGACAGAGGAGGCAGACGGUUAUCCAUCUAUUCAUCCAUCUAUUCAUCUCUCCAUCCAUCCAUCCAUUCAUCCAUUCAUCCAUUCAUCCAUUCAUCCAUCCAUCCAUUCAUCCAUUCAUCCAUCCAUCCAUCCUUCCAUCCAUCCAUUCAUUUAUCCAACCAGACAAUUAACCAACCAACCAACCAACCAACCAACCAACCAACCAACCAACCAACCAACCAUCUAACCACCCAACCACCCACAUACCCAACCAACGAAUCAACCAACUAACCAAUAUUCAACACCUCUUAUGUGCUAAACUCACAAUCCAGUGAGCAAGAUAAUGACAGUCCCUGUCUUCAUAAGUCCUAUGGGCUCCAGGGCAAGUCAGAGUCCUCUGAUAAACUUACCUAUUAUUCUUACCAUCACAGCUUAGAUUUGAACACUUAUACCUCAAACACUGUACUAAAGGUUAUACUCUUAUUAUAUCAUUGACUUCUCUUCAUUUCUCCUACCUGCAAGAAGUAAUUGCAUUGUAUAAUUAUUCAUGUAACACAUGUGAAGAAAUGAGUUCAAAGAGGUUAAGAGAUUAAUUCUUACCCAAAGUCCUGUAGAUAGAGAGUGGCAGCGUCAGGACACCAGUCCAAGCCUUAUCUAUAUUGCAAGUAUUGCAUAAAACCUCAGCUGAAAUUUUGAUAAAUUUUAUGGAACUUAAGCUAGAUAGAUCUUGUUCACCUGAACAUCCUGUCUGGGAUGCAUGGUAGUACCACUGAACAGCUCCACUGCUUAUCAAAUGUGUGAUCUCAGGCAAGUUGUUAACCUCUUGGUGCUUCAUGUUCAUCAUUGGCAAAUGGAGAUGAUAAUAGUACUUAUCUCAUGGGAUUGUUGUGUGGAUCAAAUGUGUAAAUAUAUAUAAAGUGCCUGGCCCAUGUUAUAUCAGUGUUGGCUAUUAUUGUUAUUGUGUUGACAGACGUUUCAGAAGAGUACUUGUUUGGCGAAGAAGUUAAUGAACUCUUCUUUGUUGAACUUGUGGGGUUAAGGCAUGCUUAGAGGAAUGUAAUCUGGGCUAGAUGCUUGGCUAUUCAAGUGAGCAUGUGACAGUGAUGGUCUCAGUCUGCCUCCCUUGUCAGAGCAUCAUCUGUAAAUGAUUACCUCCAUCACUUACCAAGCACAGUCACAGGAAGUUGUGACCUCCCUUUAUUGGAGCUGUCAUUUUGAACCUAUGUGUAGUCUGGCAGACAUUUUGACCUCCGUGAUUUAUUGCUGAGGGUGUUUUGACUCCAUGCUUGUAAGUACAACAUUAAAAACCCAAUAAUAGCUGAAUUUUUGCUUACUCAAUCAUUUUUACUCCAAGAUAAAUGUUCAAUACAGAGCAGUUAAACAAUUUCUACCUUUUUCCAUCUUCUUUUUUAUUUUAUCAAAAUCAUUUUAUGGAGAUUAAUUCUUUUGCAUUUGGAAUUUUACAACGAUGGCUUGUAAUUUAUCGACAAUAAUUUAUUUGGGUCAAAUUUUAGCUUCUGCCACUGUGAAUUUUCCAUUGUAGUUUUAUUUCUAGUAAGUCAAAUUUUCCUGGUUUAAAUUUGAUUGAUUUGAAUUUUAUUGGGAUAAUUUGAUUCCCCUGUGAAUGUUUGCUCAUUAACACAUUCUUUGUGUAGGUUAGCUGUUGUCAGUUUUAUUUUGAACUGAUUAUUUCAAUCAAAACACUGAGGGACAAAUGCCUAAUCACCUUAAGUGUCUAUAGAAGCCAGGAGUGAGGCUAGGUAAAGGCAGCCCAGACCAGAUCUAAAUGAAACGCUGUGGGCUAAGUUUUCAUUCACAGAAGAUGGGCAGAGUGGCAGAUCAGGGGUAACUAUCAAUGAUACAAACUUCAAAGAAAUGACGAGAUACAGAGGCCCAAGGUUAAAGUCAAUGAUAUAUGUGAAGCAUGAUGAUUUUCCAAACCAUACCCAAACCCUAUGAGCUGUGCAUGUUAUAUCCAGCAGUUUAAUCCUGGAAGACUCUUGGUGCAUAUUGCAGGGAUGAGUUAGCUCAGUGUGAUGUAGUCAAAGAGCAGUGAGAUUGGGUUCAGGUGAUCUGGGGUCUGAACCCAGUUCUGUCACUCCUUGUGUAUACCGGGACAAGUCCAUUUCCCACUUGAGGUCUCAGUUUUACCAACUGUCAAAAGAUUGCUCUAAAAGUUCAUAGACCCCUUCGAAAAUCUGAAAAAAAAAAAAAAAAAAAAAAAAAACCCUGUGAAAUCUCUUCUUGGAAUUAUGUACACACACCCAUAUUUACACAUACUUUCAAAGGGCUCAUGGACCCUUUAAUGCACGCCCAAGGAUGAUGAGUUAAAAACCUCAGCCUCUGUAAUCUGUCAGGACCUGUCCAGGGUUGACAUGCUAGGGCUUAGGUAGGUGUUAUAUAUGUAUCCUCCAGGUGAUGCCUGAGAACUGACACACACACUGCUUAUGGAUAAAAAUGGAGACAUCCAGAAAAGUAGGAUCUGGAACCCUUUGUAUGCAUUGUUGGUUUCUUAGUGUUUUCAUUAAUAUUAUGAAUGGUUAAGAGCAUAAACCUUGGGAUUAUGCUACCUGGGUAGAAAUCCCCACUCUGUGCAUGAUCUUAGGCAAGGCAAUUAACCAUUCUGGGCCUCCAUUUCUGCAUCUGUAAUAUGGAAGUAUUAAUGAUAACAACUUCAUAGGGCUGUUGGAUGAAACAGCUAAAUGUUCAAUUGUUACCUCUUAUUACCUCGUGAUUGAAUUCAUGUUCUGAUAAUUUUAUGUCAUACAAAGUGGCAGCUGGUGGGCUUUGGAGACCCUCUAGCUCAGCUCUGUUGUUAUUAUAUGAAAGGUGAACCAGAAAAGGGAAAGCCUUACCCAUGGUCACCCAACACACGUUAGGGUUGCUCUCUGACACUCGCCUUAGACACUAGGAAAGUUGAGCCACCAUGACAUCAUCAGCAUACUAGCUUCCAGUGCAAGAGGAGGCUCACCUCCAUGGAUAAAGUCCCAUGUGACGAUCUGCCAUAUUUGUAGAGUUCUCUGACACCAGCUGUUUCUGUUGUGAGUAUAGAGUGAUUCAGGGCAGGCUGGGCACCAGUGAGUAUGAUUUCUACAAAAGCAGUUUGCAAGAGCCUCUCAUUUUACCUGGAAAUUAGUCACAUUGAUUCUAAUUACAAGGCUUUUGUGACCCCAGCUGACUGGCCACCCCUCCCAGAGCAAGCAUUUCAACCACCUAGCUGCAGUGUCUGGAGACUACUUGAUGUUACUACCACUAAAAGAACUGGAGCUCCUGGGGGAAUCCCUUCAGACAUAACCACUGUAUUAUCUGACAGAAUGCAAAAAGCUAAGGUGGAAGCCCAUUCAAGAAACUUCCAAAGACUCCUGGGUCCUGGGAAAUACAGGAUGAGCCCAUACGGCUAAAGUUAGCUUUGUUGUUGAGGGAACCGUGGAUUUUAUUGCUGGUGGGAUGGUUUGUGUUGCUACUCCCCACAAAGAAAUUGACCCUCUUUUUCAGAGCACAGCAAGGGGUACACAUUACCCUACUGAAAGCACCUUGUUUGCCCUGCUGGUUUCAGCUGCAGGAAGUACAUUCUUGCAGUAUAUUCACUCUCACACCCAAUGUGAUAUAUGGGUAAAAGCUUUUGUAUGGAGAAGAAAAAGUCCUCUACAUGUGUUAAUUUCUGCCCCAUGUGUAGUUAUUGGUCUUUUGCUGUGAAUGUUCCUGGUGUUUUAAAGGGUCAUAUUCAACGUUUUGGGGCUUCUAAGGGAUUGGGGUUUUGAAGGUCCCCUGGAAAGUGUCAACAGAUGUUCAACAAGUGAUCUAAUUCCGGGUUUUGGGAAAUGAAGUUUGUGGACUGGCUGGGACCUCAGGGCUUGGAGUCAGAUAGCUUUGGGACCUUGGAGACAUGACUUAACCUCUCUGGGUCUCAGUUUUCUCACCUGUCAAAUGGGUUAUCCUAGAACUUGCCUUAUAGAAUUGCUCUGAAAAUUAAAAGAGAUAAUGUACUUAGAAUACUUAACCCAGGGCCUUGCUUAUUGCAAAUAUUUAAUAUAUAAUUGCUAUUAUAUUUUGUAUCCUGUGUACUCUGUAAUAAAUAACACAGCUAAUGUUUACUGAGCAUUUAUGGUGUAUAAAGUAUUGGAUUAAAUUCUUUGAAUGCAUGAUUUCAUUUUCUAUGUUCACAACAACCUCAAGGGUGGUAUUAUUAACAUGCCCAUUUUAUAGGUGAGGAAACGAGGUCUUGGAGAAGUUCAGUAACUUGUUUGAGGUCCAAUAGCUUGUGAGUAGCAGGGGCAGAAUUUGCAUUCGGUUGAUCUGGUCCAAGGGUCCAUGCUGUUCACCACCAAGCUGCUCUGAUCUCCUUUUGCUCCUGACUUGGCUUCAUCAGCAUGGUUGUCUUUAGGUUAACCUGGUCUUCUCCUCAAAUCCUCUCCUAUGAACCACUUGGCAGCACAACAUUGUGUGGGUAUGUGUGUUUGUUGACAAAGGCCAGCUUGCUUAUGAUGGGAGGUGUGAACAUUUACAGGAAACUAAGGAAACUAAGGCUCAGAGAGGCGUAUAUCUGUACUUCUAAAGAGUAACAGUUUGUCAUCUUACUAUGAAUAUAUUUUAAAUGACCAAUAUCCUAGUAGGAGAAAGGAACUGCAAGUGCAAGCAGAGACAGGAAUAAAUCAGAGAAAGAACAAAACAGAGCAGCCUAGCCCACUCCAGAGCAUACCAACAUGAAAUCUACUUUGGGGCUAUCUCAGUUUCCCUAGGAUGGUUCACCUAUGAGAGAAAGCAGGGAAAACUGGCUUAAGGGAGCUAUAUUUUGAGUGAGACGAGAGGUUGCUUGGAAAUGACUCCUAGAAAAGAAGCAGCCCCCACCCCAUCAAACACACACACAUACACACAAACAUGCACACACAUGUGUAUCCCCACACCCCAAGAACUCAUUCUUUUCUGUUAUGUAUCUCAUUUAUCCCCAGUGCAGAUGGAUUGAUUCAUAGGGACAUUUCCUAAAUGUCCUGGUUGCUGUAUAAUUCUUCUCUUUCAGUUCAUUCCAGCUGCUUCUGAGUAUCAGAUUGUUGAAGCUCUUGGGUCCCUGUGACUCACUCUAUCCUGGGUCACUCUCCAGAUCCCCUUGAAUGAGUGGUUCCAGUAUUCAUGUUUUGGAAUGAUGGCAUAAAAUUUUAUCAGACUGUCUUAUUAUCAGUGCAAACUGGACAAUACAGAAUUGUACCAACAUCUGCAGCAAUAUACAUAGGUGGUCUGAAAAUGUCAACACUUUGCAAUCCCCAAAACUCACAUGUAAGUCCUUCCUUCAGAGUGAUUUUCCAAGGUACACAGUUCUGCUGACCAAGGUAUAGCUCCUGCCAAAUGAUUCAACAACUACAAUGUGAUUUGUGGAUGUGAAUGAAUUCAGAUAUUUCUCAGCCAUAUUUAUGCUGGUUAAGGUAGACCUAGGUUCAAAUCUUGUCUCAAAGUGCUUAGUAUCAGUGUAGCAUUAACAGAUCACUUUAUGUUUCUGAGCUAUGGCACUUUCAACUGUAAAAUGGGGAUAAUAAAUACCUAUAUAGCAAAGUUGUUGUAAAAUUAAUGAAUUAAUAUGUCUAAAGCAGUUAGCUUUAGACGUAUGGUGGCUGGAAUGUAAUAGGUCGUUAAUAGAUUAUGGCUAUUUUUGAAACCCAUGACUUGAGCCUGUAAUCUUGGAAAAAAGACUCAAAAAGGGAAUUCAAUGACUCCAAAAGGAACUCAAAGAAAUAUAAAGAAAAUACGUUAAAAAACAAUGACAAUAACAAAUUCUUCCACAAUCCAAGACAUUGUUUUGUGUGUGUUGUGUGUGUAUAUGAGUGUGUGGUUGGUGGUGGUUUUUUAAUUUCCUUCAUGUUUGAGCUCAGCAGGGCACAACUAGACCAGAUAAGAGAAACAUUUUGAGUGAGAGAAAAGGUUGCUUGGAAAUGACAUCUCAAAUCCAAAGAAGAAAGCAAAGCGAUAACCCUUGAACAUUAAAGUUAUGGGGAUCAUGUUUUUGAACCAUGAGAUGGAACAAGUGACAUAACAAACCACCCCAAAAGUUUCUGAUUUAAAACAGCUUAUCAUCAUCUGUUGGUCUGAUGGAUUGACUGGGCUCACCCGGGCAAUUCUUGCUUGGGUUCUCUACUGUGCUUGCAGUCCAAUAGUGGCCAGAGCUGGAGUCAUCGAAGGCUCCUCUGGGCUGGGCAUCGAAGAUGGCUUCCUCACGGGGCUGGCAGUUGAUGCUUGCAGUUGGUUGGGAGCUCAGCUGGGGCUGUGAUCAACUGGAGCCAUGAGCCAUGUCCACUCCAUGUGGCUUGGCCUUCUUACAGCAUGGUGGCUGAGUUCCAAGAGAGUGCAUUCCAAGAGCUAGCAUUCCAGGAGAUUAAACCAGGAGCUGCAAAGCUUCCUGUGACCUGGCCUCAGAAGUCACACAGUGUCACAUCUGCUAUAUUUUAUUGGUUAUACAAAGCCAGCCUAGAGCUGGUAUAGGAGGGGAUUACUCAAUGGCAUGAGCACUGGGAAGCCUGGUUCACUUGGGGCUAUCUUGGGGACUAGAUAGUAAGGCAGCUUUACAAGACCAGAUAACACUCCCAUCUGGGGUAGGAUUUUUGGUAAUGAUUUUCACGUCCAUGGGAGAAGGUGUAAAGAUGCUUUGUUACCCACUUUUCAUAAAAUCUAGCUUGUUCUCUUGAAUCUUCCACCACUCAACUUCUAGCCUGUGUGCAUAGAGUUUUUAUUACCCAGUAAGGCCAAAAGAACCCAGCCUUGUUCUUAAGACAUGCAGGAAAGAUAUUAGGCAAGUCACCUUCUCUGUCUCCAAGUGGGCAGAUGAUAUGACUCUCUGUCCUUGGCCAGAGGAGGUGCAACAGCAUUCUCGGAACUUCCUUGUGGGUAUCUGGAGAAGUGGCCAAAGUGGAGAUGGCUCACCUUUAGGUGCACUCACUAUGUAAGCUUACUCUGGGCCACAGAGUGGAGAUUUUCAGAUGAGAAGUUUCAUGAUCUAAAGAACACACACACACACACACACACACACACACACACACGGAUUUUGAAUGAGGCCUAGAGUGAGGACAUGACUUGGUGAACUUCCUACACUUGUUAAGUGGUGGGAGAGUGACACAAUUUUGUUCUUCUCAUUCUUAAUCUGAUGAUCUUCACUGAAUCAUUCCACCACACUUGUUAUAAGGUUUCCCUUUGUUUCUGUAGUCAUUCCUGGCACUUAGUUAUUUCAGUGUUUGUACAUAGUGAGACUCUCUGAAAAUGCUAUAGGUGAGAAACCCAGGCAAAUAUGUGGAAGUCUUAUGGAAUAUGCACAAGACUGUAGAUGUAAAGACCAUACGGGUCUGCUGUGGGAUAGAAAUGUUAGCUGGAAGAUCAGCCUGAUCUCUCCUGAAUAAGGCCUGGGAGAUUUUCCACACCUUAUCUCCUCAGGUUUACUUAUGUACUCAAUAAAUAGUUGUUAGAUUCCUUCUGUGUGCCUGGCACUGCCCCAGGCUCUAGCAAUAGAUCAAUGAAAAAAACUUAUAAAGUUCUUGUCCUCUUGGCACUUACAAUCCAGUGAGAAUAUUCCUGAACAUUCCCAAUGGUGACAGAUAGAACCAAUCUUUGUUCAGGAGCAAAGACCAUUGGCAAAAAUGUGCUUUUUCUCCUCUCCCCACAGAGGGGUUACAGUAGUUAAAAUAAAAUUUAAAUCAAAUUAAAUUUAGAAGCAUUUGAUUUACACAUUUCUUCUAAAGUGUGAAACUAAUAAGAUGAUUUUGGAAUGGAUCUAAAAUAAAGAAUUUCAGAUUAGAGAAUUAAGCACAAUUAACUACCAUGAAAUACAUUAGUUGGGGAAUUAAUAUUUCGUUUUCCAAAAAUAAUUUUAGAAACAAUAGCUCCCUGGCAUUGAACUGGAGUCUUUGAAAACUCUGCCUCUCCUUGGAAUUCUUGAUAUGACCUCAUAUUAUUGCAUUGUUAAAUAAUCUCAGCAUUUUUUGGGUGUAACUGUUUUAACAAGUUAACACUUGAUGCUGUUUAUACAACGUGUCCCUUGGAAGAGCAAGACAGAACAGGACUGGGAGAUUACAGCAUGGGAAUAGGAUUUAGGCUUCUCACAUUUGGUUGACUGAGCAAUUCUUAUGCUCUGAUUUGGCUUAUUAUGAUGCCUACAGGUCACCCUGACAAGUGGCUUAAUAAUUUGUCAAAAAAGGUAUCUGUCAUGUAGUCAAACCUGUUGUGUAUGAAUAAUCUAAUUGAAGUUCACUUUUAAAAUGAUAAUUCAACAAGCAUUUAUUAAGAACUUAUUGUGUUCUAAGCAAUGUAGUUGAUAGAGGUUGCUACCUUGGCAGAUCUUAACUCACAAAGAGUCAGACAGCAGAAAAAUGAGUGCUAUGACAAAAGUAAGACAAGGAGAUGUAAUAGGGAGUGAGUGGGGUUACCUUGGCUUUCCAGGGCCUCCGUUUUCUCACUGUUUAUCAUUAAGAGCUGGGACCUAAUGGAAGAUCUCUAAGGUUCUUUUAGUUCUAACAUUUAGUAAUCACAUGAUUUGUGCUAUUAGGUUUUAAGUACAGUCACUAGCAAUGUCUGUUUUCUAAUUAGCACAAUAUUUAAUUGCUUUCUGAUUUCAGAUACAUUUUUUUUCUCUUGUUCUUACAAAAACCCUGUGGAGAUGAAGAAGCUGUAGUUUAAGACAGUUAUGUAAUAUACCCAAUUUCACAUGGGCAGUAAAAUAAGGCUAUUAAGCAGGGCCUUAGUGAGUGAAAAUUGAUUAUAAUUGGAUCAAAACAGCCCUACUUAAAGAUGUUGAACUAGUGAGUUCUGAUUUCCUUCUAAACACCAAGAUUCUGCAUUUAUGUGUUUUUCAAAAAUCACCCUAGAGAUGAUGCUCUGUAAGUCUCAUGUCAGAAAAAUGAUCGAGUGGUAUCUAUAGGUUACUUUGCUCCCAGCACAGACAUGAAGUCUUUUGAACCCUAAUGGAGAUAUGAUAGUGUGCCAAAUCUAUAUAAAAAUGACAUUCCACACAUUGAAAAAAAGAAGUGGCUAUUGCUGCUGGGAAUGCAAAAUGAAAUAGCUGUUUUGGAAAAUGCUUUGGUAGUUUCUUAUAAAUUAAACAUACACUUACAAAAUGACCCAGAAUUGCUACUCCUAGGUAUUUAUAUCAAAGAAAUGAAAACUUAUGUAUACAAAAGCCUAUACACAAAUGUUUAGAGUGGAUUUAUUCAUAGUUGCCAGAAAUUGGAACAACCCAAUGUCUUCCAACUGGGAAAUGGAUAAACAAACUAUGAUGUAUUCAUACAACAGAAUACUACUCAGUAAUAAAAAGAAAUGAACACCCAAUACAUGCAACAACUUGGAGUUACGUCAAAUGCAUUAUGCUAAUUAGAGGAAGUCAGACUUAAAAUGCUACAUACUGUAUAUCAUCCAUAUGGCAUUUUAAAAACUACAGGAUCAGCAAACAGAUCUGUGCUGUGAGUCGGAGGAAGAAUUGAUGAAAAAAGACACAAGAAAAUUGUUUGAAGUGAUGGAGCUGUUCUAUAUCUCGAUUGUAGUAGUGAUGGCAUUGAAUGCAUUUGCCAAAACUCACAGAACUCUGUAACUAACAAAGAAUGAAUUAUAUUAUGUAUAAAUUAUACCUUCAUAACAGGGUACCCUCAAACGAGUAGUAAUAUAUUUUUGCAUGUGUUUUGAUUUUAAGUGCUUUGAGUGAAUAGUUUUUUUUUUUUUUUCCAGAAAAGUAGCUCAUUCUUAUUCAGUGUUUGUUUUCUGAGGAUGUCAAGUGGAGUCAGAACCAAUAAAAGUUCUAUCGAGAAGAGUCUCAGUUAACCAGAUUAGCUUGCCCAGGUUGGUGGAACCAUGAAAACCAGAUUAAAAAUAAUAGGAGUAAUCUUCCAUUGCUUCGAUCCCUAGGAUUCACUUCCUGUCCUGUUUUAGGUACCUGUAAAUGGUACCUGUAAAUGGCACCUCUAUAAUCCAUUAUGCUUUUCGGCAUCAUUGCUCACUUUGACUAUUUGCUCACUUUGGCAUCAUUGCUCACUUUGACUAUUUGCAGAUUACAAAUUGUUUGAGGUCAAAGAAGUGAGUGGAGUACAUAACCUUCAAGGUGAAGCAGGAAGCAGAUGUCUCCUUCCGAGUAUAAGUUCUCUUAGAUCAGAUACUGGGAGUAAAUUUGUUUAUGGCACCAAUCACAGCAUUUUGAGGGCUGGAACGCCCACUAAACAUCUAAACAAAUGUGGACAUUUACCCUUCAGGAUACAUGCUGACAAAUUCCUUCCUAUGUGCCAACCUGAAAGACCAACCUUGGAGAUAUAUGAAGCAUUGCCCAGUCCAGAGUGAGGCAGAAGACUGAGUCAGGGGUUUUGACGUAGUCAAGGAAUGCUCAAUUUUCACCUUUUCCCUCUUCCUGCAUACCUUCCUCAUGAGUCAUGAGCCCAGACAAGGCCCCAGGGUUUUUCCCAAUAUAGUUCUUCAGGAAGUCACUAUAAGUCAAGUGGAGUUGGUAUUUAUAUGGCAUUUGUUCCUUUUAAAAUGUAUUUUUAAUUGAUAAAUAAUAAUUGUAUAUAUUUAUAAUGUAUAAUGAAUAAACUGAAAAAUUCAAUAGAAAGCUUCAACAGUAGGUUCAAUUAAGCAGAAGAAAGAAUAAGUGAACUCAAAGACAGGACACUUGAAAUUAUCCAGUCGAAGGAACAAAAAGAAAAAAGAAUAAAAGAAGUCUAUGGGAUCUAUGGGAAACCACCAAGAGAACUAAUAUUUACAUAAUGCAAUUUCAGAAAGAGAAGAGAGAGAUAAAGGGACACAAAGCCUAUCUAAAGAAAUAAUAGCUAAAACGUCCCAAAUCUGGGAAGAGAUAUCACUAUUCAUGUACAAGAAGCUGUAUGUAGGUUCUUUUCACUUUGAGAAACAGAAGGUGAAACUCAAACUGGCUUAAGUAAUUUAAAAAAAAUGUAUUGGUUCAAGUGACUUAAAAACCACACUGGUUCCAGGAGCAGGUUGAUAGUACCUCAAAGAUGUCACCAUCUCUUGGAUGUGCUUUCCCUGUUCAUUCUUAAGCUUCGUGCAGUUUCAGGGUGGUGACCAGAAGUUUACAUCUUAUCCCUUUCACUGGGUCUGACUGGAAUAGAAAAAAGAGUGUCUUAUUCCCUAGCACUUUGGACAAAAGCUCUGGACAUGAUGGCCAUUUGUGACAGGGAAGUAGAAUACCAUUGUUUGACCAGCCUGGGACAUCUGAAUUCACAGAUAGAGAACACAGACAGGGGCUAACGGGGUGCGGGGUGGGGGGAAGGAGACCCCAAAAUAGGAAACUAGAUUGCUGUUACUGGAAGGGGAAUGUGCACUUUAGCAAGAUGAAACCAAUAUGCAAUUCAGCUCCUACAUAUGCAGAACUGUAAAAAAGGGAGCUGCAUUUGGUUUCUUGGGACCUCCACCUGGAUAAACUGAGUUCAGGGGUUCGGCAUGCAUCUAACAGCAUGCUCCUAUUGCCAGUAAAUUUUUUCUUGGUGCUCCUUGCUAUCUCCUUUUGUGCUGUUUUCAUCCACUCAGAACCUGGUCUGUUCCCUCCGUUACCAUAUCUCAGGCCACAGGUGUAUUCAUGACACCCAAGUGCCCCUCUUCAGAGAGACAAGGUGGGAGCUUUUCAAAAGGAAUUUGUGCUAAAAAUAGUAAGUGGCAAUUUGAAAAACAAACAAACAAACGAAUGAAGCAAAGUAACAAAAAAUACAAUAUUCAAAAUGCUUUUAACAGGACAUAUUUUAUACAGCAUGUGCUUUAAGCCAAAUUAAGUAAAGCCUAGCCACAGAUUAGAUUCCAGAAGGUGAGACUAGCAGGAGGUAUUUAAAACAUCUGCUAGUUCUCCCUCUUUAUCCCACAGAUGGGACACUGAGGCCCAGGAAAGGGAACACCUUGACAUCAGCAUCAAUGUCAAUGCCAGUGUCAAUGUCAGAGCUGGGCCUGGGACCAACAUCUUCUACUUCCAGACGUGAUGCCUCUGCUGUGUCAAUCUCCUAAAGUGAUCUUUCACAAGGUCCACUGGUGUUAAAACAGUUCAUUUUUUAUUUUGAAAGUAUUUUUAAGUAAUAUAUAUGAACAAAUAAUGAAUUCUCAUGAUUCCCAAAUCAAAAAUUAAACAAGGAAUAGCAUGCCCCUAUUUCCCUACCAUAGGCCACAUUUAAAAAAAUUAGUUUCUUGUUGGGGGAGGGGAGACGGGAGGGGUAGCAUUAGGAGAUAUACCUAAUGUUAAAUGACGAGUUAAUGGUUGCAGCACACCAACAUGGCACAUAUAUACAUAUGUAACAAACCUGCACAUUGUGCACAUGUACCCUAAAACUUAAAGUAUAAUAAAGAAAAAAAAAGGAAAAAAAAUUAGUUUCUUGUGUAUUCUUCCAGGGAUAUUUUGUGUGUAUAAAAACAAUUCAGUAAUAUACUCUCCCACCAUUUUAAAUAUUACAGCAUACUAUACACUCUGCUUUGUACCUUGCUUAUUUCAAAAUGUCUAUCUUGGAAAAUCUUUUAUGUGACUCCACAAACGGUAUCCUCAUUCAUUUUUACAGCUGUAAAGUAUUUCCUUGCAUGAUGGGAAUAACAGUUUAUUUAGCUGGUUCUCUAGUGGUGUCAAUUUGGUUAUUUUUGAUACUGUGCUACUAUAAACAAUGCUGCAAUCAAUAACUUUAUACACAUGUCAUUUCAUGUGAUUGUGAUUAUAUAUGUAGGAAAAAUUCCACAAAAGUGAAAUAGCAGAAUGCUAAGGGCAUAUGCAUUUGUUGUUUUGAUAGAUGCUGAAUUGCCCUUCAUGAUGGUCUUGUCAGUGUAUUCUCCUACAAUGCCGAGAGUGCCUUUUUCCUCAGGCCCUCCCCAACACAGCCAGUUACUAAUGUUGUCUUUGAGUGUUUAAUAGUAGUGAGAUAGUAUCUCAAUGUUUUAAAAUUUAAACUACAGAAAUAUAAAAAAAAAUACGGCAAUCCUGUUUCCAGAGUAAUUUUUAUUAUCACUCAAAUGAUAGUAAUAUCUUCGCACAUAUUUCACCU